AUGGUUCUUAUGAAUAACUUUAAUAAAUCAUUUUAUAUCGAACAACCGGAAGUGUGGAAUGUUUUCGAGAAGAUUUUUAUGGCAGAGAUCGGAUUGUUGGUUAUCAAGUGAGUAUUAGAAUAAUAGCUUUUUAUUCGAGUUUUGAACUUUUUGGUUCCUGUGGGUUUCAACAUAAUUUCUCAUCCGAACUCACUUCUAUUUGAAAUCGAAGACUUGUAACAAAAAGCAUAUAAUAGCGUGAUGUUUUGAUCAAAAAAUGAUUUCGAUAGAAUUAUUUUGAUCUGGGAGCUUUCAUGCUCAAAAUACUUCCAAAUCCGCACCAUAUACGUUUCAGCAUUGCUCACACAUUUAUGGUUAUUUGGUUAAAUGUCACUGCAAAACAGUUCCACACUAAUUGGACAAAUAUAUUCAGUAUGCUUUGUAUUCAACACAUCACUGCUUCUUUUGCAUGGCUAAUUCAACGAGUCAUUUUGAUCUCAGAUAUAUACUAUUCAAUGUUUAUCAUUAUAAAAAUCUUGUCCUAUGUUAGAAAUAUUUGUAUUUUUGUAUGUUUAUUAUCUUUACCAACUCUAGUUAUCGAAAGAUAUUUUGCCACAAUAUAUGUUUUGAAUUACGAGAAAAAGCCAAGAGUUCAUAUUUCAUACUUUCUCAUCUGUGGAAAUAUUUGUGUCGCUUGUUGUACUUCUAUCAUGUAUCACGAGUGUAAGUUGUGGAGGAAGAAUAAUAAACAGAUUAAAUUUUUUGAAAAACAAUUGAUGUACUUUGGAGUUCACUUUUUCUUGAAAUAUUAUUUAUUGGAAACAUUUCCCGGGGUAAAACAUCAGUUGUAUUCCUCUUCACCAGUCCUCUAAUACAAGGAAGUGUACUGCAAUCAAAGCUGUAUUUGUAUUCGUACUAGACUAUAUUUUCAGACGACCUUUUGCUCACAACAAUAACAUUUUUCCUGGUGAUCAAUGGUAUUGCUGUUCUUGGAAAUAUUGCGAUUCUACACAUUAAUUACAAAUUCUACAGAGAAUUUCAUAAGAGUAAAAGAGUGUGUGAUCUAACAGAAAGAUUUCAAAUUUCGGAAAACAUAAAAGUAUGCAAACUUGUGAUUAUGAUUGUUAUUUCAAUGGGUGGAUUCAAUGGAUUAAUUUGUUUGACCCUUCUAAUUGAUAUUUUCGAUAUUUCGGAUAACUCCAAAAAUAUGUGGUGUUUAGCAUUUGAUGUUUCUGCAUUCUUAUAUAGUUUUUUGUUCCCAUAUAUUUGUAUGUAUUAUAGUAAUCGAUGGCAGAUUGUGUUUUUCGGAUUUCUCAAAAUAUUAUUCGGAUCAUUAAUUCGAAAGAACAAAAUCAAACCAAUCGAGAAAACAACAAAGGCUUGUAAACUGCACCGUGCAGUCUGCACGAUAGUUUUGGAAAAAUCAUACCAGAAGCAUCAGCUGAUAAAUACUUUGAAGAUUUGAGAAGUAGCUGGCGUUGAUUUACUGAUUGAAUAAACGAAUAAAUCAUUUUUCCUACAUCAUGGUAUUUUCCCCGAAUUAUAGGGAGAAAAAUAAUUGCAUCUCACACUACAAAUGUUUUUCCCUUCUUUUUUUUUUUGGUUUUUUCACCACUUUUCUGACAUGCUAAUGAAUAACUUUAAUCGAUCUUAUUUUGAAAAUGAUCCAAAAAAUUGGUCAUUUUUGGAUAAGCUUUUCAAAAUCGAGAUAAUUUUACUGGUUUUCAAGUAAGUUAAAUUUGAGCGCGUUGCGUAUCGGUUUUUUUCACAGUAACUGUUAUGUCGCAUUUUUUCUCUGGGUUAAUAUCACAGCAAAACAAUUUCAUCAAAACUGGACCAAUAUUAUAUCCGUUAUUUAUGGUCAACAUCUGAUUGCAACAAGUGCUUGGAUUUUCAAUAGAUUUAUUUUGUUAUCAGAUGAUUAUUUCAAAUGUAUCUUCGUUAUCAAAAUCUGUUCAUAUAUUAGGCUUUUAUGCCUUGGUUACGUAUUUUUGAAUCUACCAAUGUUAGUCAUAGAACGAUAUUUUGCCACGUUAUUUGUCAAAAAUUAUGAAAGAAAGAAACGUCGAUAUAUUUCGUAUUUCCUUAUAUUUGGAAGUACUAUCCUCUCAAUUAUUACAGAUAUCGUAUAUCACGAAUCUGAUCAUGGUGAGUUAGAUAAUAUGUUUCAAACAUUGAGUAUUUUCAAAAAUUAUUUAUUGAAAUGAAAAGUGAGCUGUGAGCUAAGUACACGUGAACGUACUGGGCUAACAAAUUUUCAUUUCUAUUUUUAAUUGGGAAAUGAAUAAUUUCUUGAAUAAGUUCCAAGAAACGUUAGACUUUCGCACAUCCAAUUUAUCGUGAGAAUUUGUGGUUUAGCCUUUGUUCCAGAAUUAUUCGUCAUUGCGAUAUUUGCAACAUUUAUGAUAUUGAAUGCCUUCGGACUGAUCGGAAAUAACAUCAUUUUUCGGAAAAAUCUAAAAUAUUAUAGAGAAUUCUAUAGUAAUCAAAGAAGAUGUGAUCUGGCAGAAAGAUUUCAAAUCUCAGAAAAUAUAAAAAUUGGAAGAUUGGUGAAUGUAAUAGUUAUGUCAAUGGGUGGAUUCAAUUUAAGUAUAGCUUUUUGUAUGGUUAUUGAUUUUCUCGAUAUUUCGGAUCCCUCAAAAAAUCUAUGCGCAUUGUUUUUCGACCUAUUUGCGUUCAUCUACAGUUUUUUCUUUCCCAUAAUUUGUCUGAAACAUAGCAAACGCUGGAAAAUGGUGAUAUUCAGAUUAGGAAGAAGGUUCGGAACAAAUAAACGCUCAAGAAUUCAACCCCUGCAAAAUUCAUUCGGAACUAUUAUGACGGAUGCAUCAACUGAUGCAUAUUUUGAGAAUUUGAGAAAAAGUUGGGCUUGAUAAAUAUUUUCGAAUAGAUUCUAAUAAAAUUGUCUCCCUUUUUUUGAAUUCAUUUAUAAUUGUCAUCUUUAUCAUCGUCUUUUCCUGCUUUCCAUAACACCCAAAAUUUUCCGUUGUCGUUUUUUUGAUAUAAUUGAAUUGACUACUGUUUCCGAAUGACGUUUAUAAAUAAUUUCAAUAAAACUUACUUUCAUAAUGAUUCCGAAACUCGGAGAAUUUUCGAAAUAUUUUUCAAAGGUUGAGAUCGUAAUAAUCAUGUUCAAGUGAGAAUAAUAAAAAAAAUGCAUUAUUUUCAAGAAUUUUUUUCAGUAUUUUUCAUACAUUGUUUUUCGUCUACAUAAACAUAAAAGCUAGACAAUUCCAUCAAAAUUGGACAAAUCUAAUGAGUGUUUUAUAUAUUCAACACAUUAUUGCUGAUAUUGGUUGGGUUUUCAAUCGAAUUAUAAUUAUUUCAGAUGAUUUUUCAAACUUGGAAAACAUCACGAAAAUAAUUUCCUAUGUUCGUGGAUUUUGUGUAUUCGUAGGAAUAAUGGUACUGCCAUUUUUAGUCAUAGAGCGACUUUUUGCAACGAUUUAUAUAAAAACUUAUGAAUCACAAAAAUUUGGCUCAAUCUCUUAUUAUAUUAUUACAGUUUUGAUGAUUAUUAGCUUUCGUUUUUACAAUAAUGUUUCACGAAUGUGAGUUUCAGUUUCUCAAUUUCUCAAUUUCUCAAUUGUUAUUUUUCUCUCACGUCAAGUUAAUAUCUUACUUCCAAUAUUCAUUAUUAUCCUAGUCAGCAAUGCUUUUGGAGUUAUUGGAAAUCUUAUUUUACUUUGGAAAAACCUUACAUUUUUUAGAGCAUUUCAAAUCUCUCAGAGAUAUUGUGAUUUAGCAGAGAGAUUUCAAAUAUCAGAAAAUAUUAAAACUUGUCGACUUGUAAAUAUGAUUGUUAUUAUCAUGGGUGGAUUCAAUUUGGUGAUUUGUUUCAGUUUACUUGUCGAUAUUUUUGAAAUAACUGAUUAUAACAAAAAUAUACUGACUCUGUUGUUUGAUUUGGCACUCAUGUUGUGAGUUUUUUUUCCAAAAUGUUUGAAACCAAGGUUCAAGUCCAGAUCUCCGUCAUACCCAACAUUUUCUGGGUGUGCGAAAAACUAUGAGAUCGUGAGAGCUUUGGAAGGAAAAUGCAAAGCUAACCACGACGUGAGAUUCUAAUCUCAUGCGCUAAAAAUAACAAAUUACUAUGAAAACAAUUAAGGCCAAAGUACAAAAACAUGAGUUAACUGAACUCAGACACUUUCAGAUACAGUUUCAUAUUUCCUUACAUUUGUAUGAAGUACAGUAAUCGAUGGAGUGCAUUAUUCUAUCAAUUUUUCCACAGAAUUCUACAAAUUCGUCAUUCUAUAGUUGUGACUCCAGAAUUGAGAAAACUCAAACUUCGAAACACAUUUGGUCAAAUUAUGUUAUCUGAAUCGAAUCCGGAUAGUUAUUUCAAUCAACUGAAACAAGUUUGGGGAAAAUGAGAGAUUUAGAAAAAUAUGAGCAAUGAAACUACAGUAUUAAAUACGUUAAUUUAGACGCUUAUUUUAUUGAACCAUGUACAGACAUUUUAUAAAAUAUGACGUUUACCUUCUUGAUCUCAUAAAAUUUAUGCUUUUUUUAUAUUUUCACCGAAUUCAAAAAAAUAAUUGCACCCUAUCUAGGUUUUUUUUUUCAAUUUUUUCAUUCAUCGAUUUUUUUUUCAAUUUUUGAUAAAAUGCUUAUGAAUGAUUUUAAUCGGUCUUAUUUCGAAAAUGAUCCGCAGAACUGGGCAUUUUUUGAUAAAUUUUUCAAGAUAGAGAUAGGGAUACUGAUUUUUAGGUGAGUUUUUUGCCGUGUUAUAGUUUUUAACACGGCUUUCUUUUACAGUAACUGUUAUGUCGCAUUUUUUCUCUGGGUUAAUAUCACAGCAAAACAAUUUCAUCAAAAUUGGACAAAUAUAGUAUCAGUAAUCAAUGGUCAACAUCUUGUUGCAACAAGUGCUUGGAUUUUCCAUAGACUUGUUUUAUUAUCAGAUGAUUAUUGGAAGAAUAUACUUAUUGUGGAAAUCUGCUCGUAUAUCAGACUUUUCUGUCUUUGUUACGUUUUUCUCGGAUUACCAAUGCUAAUUGUUGAAAGAUAUUUUGCCACACUUUUUGUCAAGAAUUAUGAAAAGAAAACACGUGGCUAUAUUUGUUAUUUACUGAUAAGUGGAAGUACUGUAAUUUCAGUUGUUAUCGAUAUAAUUUAUCACGGAUCACAACGAGGUUGGGAACUCUGAUUGAAAACAAAAAUCCAACUGAUAUAUGUUUUUACAGAAAUAGUAGGCAUUAUAAUAUUUACAAUUUUCAUGGCAUUAAAUGCCUUCGGGAUAAUUGGAAAUAUUCUACUUUUUCGCAAAAAUCAGAAAUUCUUCGAAGAAUUUUAUAGCAACGAGCGAAGUUGCGAUUUAACGGAAAGAUUUCAAAUUUCGGAGAAUUUGAAAAGUGGAAGAUUGGUAAAUGUAAUAGUUAUGUCAAUGGGUAUAUUCAAUUUGAGUAUUGCAAUUUGUAUGGUUAUUGUAUUUUUCAACCUUUCCGAAUAUGUCAAAAAUCUCUGCGCUUUGUUUUUCGACUUUUUCGCUCUUAUCUAUAGCAUAUUAUUCCCAAUUAUCUGCUUGAAACACAGUGAACGAUGGAAAAUGGUAAUAUUCGAUUUAGGAAAGAAAUUUGGAGCGCAUAAAAAAUCAAAAAAUCCAACCACUUCAAAAUUCAUUUGGAACUGUUAUGACAGAUGCCUCCGGAGAAGCAUAUUUCGACAAAUUGAACCAAACUUGGGCUUGA
This is a messenger RNA of Caenorhabditis angaria, 5669 nucleotides long. The record is from the annotation of a GenBank genome assembly. NCBI's taxonomy places the organism in Eukaryota, Metazoa, Nematoda, Chromadorea, Rhabditida, Rhabditidae.